This is a messenger RNA of Oxyura jamaicensis (ruddy duck), 1911 nucleotides long. RefSeq names its product C-terminal binding protein 2 (gene CTBP2). The transcript is spliced from 9 exons. Bases 524 to 1825 code for a protein of 433 amino acids. NCBI's taxonomy places the organism in Eukaryota, Metazoa, Chordata, Aves, Anseriformes, Anatidae. The record is from RefSeq and is a predicted model, not a curated record. Gene Ontology annotation, molecular function: NAD binding; oxidoreductase activity, acting on the CH-OH group of donors, NAD or NADP as acceptor; transcription corepressor activity.
AGCAUGGCACAGAUUAAAUCCAUUCGAGACAACUAGGAAAAAAAAAAAAGACGUAUGUGCAAGUCAAUAGGAGGAGGGGAGUGGAAGGGGGAAAAAGAAACUGUGACAUACACAAACCCUUUAGUGUGCAUAGCAUAAGAUUUUUUGGCUGGCACUCACAUGAUUUUAUUCAAGGGCUGGGAAAGAACUAUGAUUAGUUAAAAGCUUCGGCAAAGUCUGGAGGGAGUGCUCUGAAGAGUUGGGAGCCGCACAGAGGUGACUGUAACUCCUCUAGCAAUUUCAGACCAUUCUUCUGCGGCUCAGGACAAAAGCCUUUUCUUUUCCCUCCGUGUUCAAAGAGACAUUUGUCUUGAGAUGUUGCAGCUGUGGGCCGUGGGACCGCCUGUUUGAAGAUACCCCCUCGUAGACAGCAAGGAGAGUCGACGCGCUGAAAAGUGGUAGUAUUUUCUCGUGUGUGGGUCCCCCCCCUCCUCCUCCCUCCCUCCUCCUCCACUACCAUGUGUGGUUUUUAAUAAGAAGAAGAAUGUGGAGGCAACAUUUUCCAGGUAUCCGCCCUCAGAUCAUGAACGGCCCCAUGCACCCCCGGCCCCUGGUGGCACUGCUGGACGGCAGGGACUGCACGGUGGAGAUGCCCAUCCUGAAGGACCUGGCCACCGUUGCAUUCUGUGACGCACAAUCAACUCAGGAGAUCCACGAGAAGGUAUUAAACGAAGCCGUUGGGGCCAUGAUGUACCACACCAUCACGCUGACCCGAGAAGAUCUAGAGAAGUUCAAGGCCUUGCGGGUCAUUGUUCGAAUAGGCAGUGGCUACGACAACAUUGACAUCAAAGCGGCGGGGGAGCUCGGCAUCGCCGUCUGCAACAUCCCCUCGGCCGCCGUGGAGGAGACGGCCGACUCCACCGUGUGCCACGUCCUCAACCUCUACCGGCGCAACACGUGGCUGUACCAGGCGCUGCGGGAGGGCACGCGGGUGCAGAGCGUGGAGCAGAUCCGCGAGGUGGCCUCCGGCGCCGCCCGCAUCCGGGGGGAGACGCUCGGCCUCAUCGGCUUCGGUCGCACUGCCCAGGCGGUUGCAGUCCGAGCCAAGGCGUUUGGCUUCAACGUGAUAUUUUAUGACCCGUACCUGCAGGAUGGCAUAGAGAGGUCCCUGGGAGUGCAGCGAGUCUACACGCUCCAGGACCUGCUCUACCAGAGCGACUGUGUCUCGUUGCACUGUAACCUGAACGAACACAACCACCACCUUAUCAACGACUUCACGAUUAAGCAGAUGCGGCAGGGCGCGUUCCUGGUGAACACGGCGCGUGGGGGGCUGGUGGACGAGAAGGCCUUAACUCAAGCCCUGAAGGAGGGACGGAUACGAGGGGCUGCGCUCGACGUGCACGAGUCGGAACCGUUUAGUUUUGCCCAAGGCCCGUUGAAAGAUGCUCCUAACCUAAUCUGUACCCCGCACACCGCCUGGUACAGCGAGCAGGCGUCGCUCGAGAUGAGGGAAGCUGCUGCCACCGAAAUCCGGCGCGCGAUCACAGGGCGCAUCCCAGAAAGCCUACGGAACUGCGUCAACAAGGAAUUCUUUGUCACAACGGCUCCGUGGUCAGUAAUAGAUCAGCAAGCAAUCCAUCCGGAGCUCAAUGGUGCCACAUACAGGUAUCCCCCCGGGAUGGUGAGCGUCGCGCCGGGAGGCAUUCCCGCGGCCAUGGAGGGCAUCAUCCCCGGCGGCAUCCCGGUGACUCACAGCCUGCCCACCGUGGCGCACCCCUCCCAAGCUCCGUCGCCGAACCAGCCCACAAAACACGGGGACAACAGGGAACAUCCCAACGAGCAAUAGCAGCUAAUUUAAAAAUCCCUCAAUAAACUUGGGACCAAGAGACAUUGGAAAAGAAGUUAUACACGAACUGAAAAAAUAAAAACGAA